Messenger RNA from Oreochromis niloticus (Nile tilapia), 4639 nucleotides. RefSeq names its product solute carrier family 1 member 8a (gene slc1a8a). The transcript has 12 exons. Bases 1 to 1752 code for a protein of 583 amino acids. Gene Ontology annotation, cellular component: plasma membrane. Lineage: Eukaryota; Metazoa; Chordata; Actinopteri; Cichliformes; Cichlidae. The record is from RefSeq and is a predicted model, not a curated record. Gene Ontology annotation, molecular function: L-glutamate transmembrane transporter activity; neutral L-amino acid transmembrane transporter activity; glutamate:sodium symporter activity. Gene Ontology annotation, biological process: L-glutamate transmembrane transport.
AUGGAGGAACUUCUGUUACCGAACGUUGAGGAGGAGGUGCGCUCUGACAGCAGUUCGUACGCGCCUGGAAAUGCAGGGAGGACGAUGGGGGACCAAAUUAAGACUUUCCUCCUGAAGACAGUAAAGGGGGACCUGAGGACCGUGAAGAAUUUCUUUAAGAGGAAUGGGCUGCUCACGCUGUCAGUCAUCUCUGUGAUCACCGGCUGCACGCUAGGCUUUAUGUUGAGAGGAAGUCAGAUGUCUUCACAGGCCAAGAUCUACUUCUCUUUUCCUGGUGAGCUGCUGAUGAGGAUGCUGAAGAUGCUCAUCCUUCCUCUCAUCACGUCCAGUUUAAUGUCGGGUCUAUCAUCGAUGGAGUCAAAGGCAUGUUGCCGAAUGGGUGUCCUCACCGUCACAUACUACCUCUGGACCACCUUCAUCGCCGUAGUGGUCGGCAUCUUGCUUGUGAUCAUCAUCAAACCAGGUGUGGGGACAGAGAUGGAGAGCAACCGGUUGGGUGGCGGGCCUGUCAUGACCUCGGCUGAUGCCCUCCUCGACCUCAUCAGAAACAUGGUUCCUUCCAAUCUAAUUGAGGCCACGUUUCAACAGUACAAAACAGACCUGAUUCCCAUCCUCAAAGUCCCAACCAAAACAAUUCAGCCCAACUUUGUCUAUGUGAUCCCUGAUGACAAUGACCCCAAAGGGCGCAUGGUGUACCUCGAGCUGACUCCUCCUCCAGAUGUCAUAUACAAGACAAGUCCAGGCAGCAGCCAGCAGAUGAAUGUCCUUGGCAUCGUUAUCUUCUCUGCAACUAUGGGUUUGUUGCUGGGCAGGAUGGGAGAGCGAGGAGUCCCACUGAUCAAUGUCUGUCAGUGCAUCAACGAGUGCGUCAUGAAGAUCAUCAACGCUGCUGUUUGGUAUUUUCCAUUUGGUAUUAUCUUUUUGGUGGCGGGGAAGAUCCUGGACAUGCAGGAUCCGAGCACACUGGGGAAGAAGUUGGGCUGGUACGCCGUUACUGUGCUCACCGGGCUCUUUGUUCAUGGACUUGUCCUCCUUCCUCUCUUCUACUUCCUUCUCACCAGGAAGAACCCCUUCAGCUAUAUCCGUGGCCUCCUGCAGGCCAUGGUCAUCGCCCUGGCAACCUCCUCCAGCUCUGCCACACUGCCUAUCACCAUGAAGUGUUUGUUGGAAAACUGUCAUGUGGACCGGCAAAUCGCUCGUUUUGUUCUCCCAGUGGGUGCCACUAUCAACAUGGAUGGCACAGCUCUCUAUGAGGCAGUGGCAGCCAUCUUUAUUGCUCAGGUUAAUGACUACGAGCUGGACUUUGGCCAAUUGGUCACCAUCAGUAUCACAGCUACAGCCGCCAGCAUUGGAGCAGCUGGGAUUCCUCAGGCUGGUCUGGUUACCAUGGUAAUCGUACUCACAUCAGUAGGCCUGCCACCAGAUGACAUCACACUAAUCGUAGCCAUUGAUUGGAUCCUUGACAGGUUUCGUACCAUGAUCAACGUUCUUGGUGACGCCCUUGCAGCGGGAAUCAUUGCGCACCUCUGUCGGAAAGACUUUCCCCUGAGCACAGCAGGAAAGCCUGUGCCAUCCUACGGGACACAGACUCCGCACAAAAACUCCAACACGGUCAAUGUGCCAAUGACGGAAAUGCACACACACAAAGACUGCACGUUUGAUUUGACGGGUGAUUCGGUGAGCCAGAUGAACGCACACACAGUCUACUACAACAUCUGCCAGGAACCUCCUUCUUGGUGUCAGCUUGAUUAAGCUAACUUGAGGUGGAGGUGGCCAAAACUGGACUGAAGCUUAUUUCGGAGCUUCUCUUGCUCAUCAAGGACAAGAAAUGUGGGAGGUAAUACAUUUCAACAGCCUCUAUUGUUCUCAUUUUCAGCACUCCAGCAACCCCUCAGCUUAUCUGUUGUCUCAAAAAAGCUUUUGUCUCUUUAAGGCCUGGGCAUGAGCCCAAGUUCAUCUGAUUACGCGUCUUCUGGAAGCCUGCAGAGGGGCAGCACCCAGUGCUCGUGAACUUGCAGCACAGAGCAGUCUGAAGCUGGCACUUUUUGUUCACUGGGAUUACUUUUACAUUUAAGACAUCAGAGAUUGCAGCAGUGAAUACAGGACAGAAAACAAGAAAAAGCAGAUAGGGUCCUUUUAAAAGAAGCCCUCCAGUUACAUGGAUUGCAGGCUUUAUUGCAUUGGCUUAUUUUGGUCCACUGUGGCUGAAACAAAUGGGUUUGUGUUGCUGUGCGAAUCAUAGCCACCAUGUGGUUAGAAUGACUGGGUAUCACAUGUCAUGAAUUAACGCCACCUAAAUGUCAAACUAUUGUUUUUAUUAUUAUUGUAUGUAACUGCAGGUAAAAUGAGUUUUCCUUUCAGGAUAAGUUCAUUUUAUUCCGGGUUCACAUAAGAAAUCCAGUUCCUGAUGUUGCCACUGGCAAGACACCGAACUGUGAUCUGAUUGGCUGAUGCUCAGUGGGCACACAGGUUAAGGGUUAAAGUGUAAUGAACAAAUCCAAGUGCUCUUCAUCUUGUAGAGUCAACCUUCUUCUGAUUCCUUUGUAUACAGUAGCAUGCUGGCAUGCGUUCUCACUGACUUCAUGCAAAGUCGAGGUGCAUUAUUUUCUUCUUUUAGUUUUUUUUUCACUUGAAUAUUGCAAGGUAAACAAAGUGCUGUAGGGAUUUGUGGAAUUUUGUCGAUGACAGUUGCAGCUAAUGUGAACAGAUUUUAAUUCAGUCCUGGGUCUACUAAACAUUCAGAAUUGGUUACUUUCAGGGGCCUCUGGAGCCACAAAACCAACUUUCUGUUAAGCCCCGGAGAUUUGAAGAGCACCACAUAAAUAAGUGCUCUCAAUUUACUAAUUCACUUUUAAGGAUUACUGAAAGGAGCUCUGCGUAAUUUAUAGAAAAAUCAGCAUUAUGGGGCUCAAGUUUGUGCAUAGCUGAUGCUCACACUCCAUCCUCAGUGACAAAACGUAGUUGACAAAGCUUUUCUGAACCACUAAGAUGCACUGUAUGUGCUAUAUGUCUUCUAUGUAAUACAACAACUCAUGUCAUCUGAGUUGACGUGAUGAAGCUACCAAUACUGGCUAAGUGCUGAAUGACGUCAUUGACAUCUCUUGUAGCUCAAGAGAUGUCCACAAAAUUUGAUCUGAUACAACCAACAGUUGCAAGGGAAAAAUUUGGAUAUCAGCUACAAAUUGAAAGGUUGGUGGUUGGAUCUCCAUCUGCUCCAGUCUAUAUGUCAAAUAUCCUUGGGCAAGUUGCUCUCUGAUGCAUCCAUCUGAGUAUGAAUGCGUGUGAAUGUUAGAUAGAAAGCACUUACAUAGAAAAAGCAUAGAAAAAAGUGCUUGUGUGAAUCAGUGUGAAUGGAUAAAAUAGGUCACACAGAGGGUGCUGUACCAAAAGCCUCCUUGUGAUGGCUUUGGUUGCUAGCAGACUACCCAUAGUUUGUUACCCAUAGUUUGCAUGUAAGACAUGAGAUUAUAUGCAAACACUCAAAAGCUGCUCCCCAGAUGGUAGUCAAACUGUAAAAACUGCAACACAAGCCAGAAAUGGAGAAUAACUGCCUUUAACGCAAAAGUUACGCCUCAGCACUACAAUCAAUACGUUUCAACACACCCAACUCUAUAAAAUACAUAUAUCUAUAUUAAAUUAAAAGCACAACAAUAAGUAAUUGGUAUGUAGAAAUUGGUGUUCUGAGAGCACAACAUUUUCAGUUGCAUGUUGUGUUUGUUGUUGUGUUUAUCUUCACAAUAAUAUUUCCAGAUCCAAAUGUCAAAAAUUCAUUAAUCUGAACAAUAUGGAUCCCUGGAAAUUUUGACACAAUAAUAGUGUUAUUAAUGUUUUCUAAUUAUGUACUAUUACUUAUUUCUUUAACCUUUCCAUUACUUCUUAGUUGUGUAUAUUACCUUGAGUUUGGGAGUCUGUACUGAAAAUAAGAAUAGAACGAAAGAUUUGUAUGUUGCAUGAAUUGAUGUUCAGUGGUUGGGAUACAGCUCUUUAAACUACUUGAAGUGCCCCUGAAUGUCUCUGUUUUAAAGUAGCUUCUUUUUUUUGGUUGAGUUAAAUGUGAAAAUGUAGACCUGCCUUAAUCUACAGUUGUGGUAAGAAGUUACAUACAAUACAUCAUAGGGAUAAAUCCAGCACCAGUAACUUAAAGAACUAAGUUACUACAUGUAUAUACAGUAUUGAUUCUAUAUAUAAACGUCUAGAGCCAAUUCUUAUUUUUUUUUAAGUAAUUAAAGGCAUAUAAUGUUCAAUCACUCCACCCUGGGAAAAGAACAGCUCAAAAAACCAUUGAAAGCUCGGUGUUACCAUGGCAUUAAUGCCCAUGAUGAGUGAAUGUAAACUUCAGGCCACAACUGUAAAUACUGUUAACCUCAAUGUUCUUCUGCCAACACACACCAUCAGCCCAACAAACGUUAGCAUUUCCAACUUUUACUGAAGUUUUACUGAAAUUUUGUCUUCAUCAAAAUGCAUCUUGUAUAUACAGUAUGACACUUGUGUUUGUUUGUUUUUUAUAUGGUGUGUUAUUUGUCAUUUAUGUUUGUUUGUUUUUUUAAAUAAAUACAUGUUAAUAUAUACAUAAAUUCUUUUUCAUGAAGAUAUUUCUGCACAUAUGCCAAAGUGAGUCAGAAAUAUCCUGCAAUGAAUG